Molecule: messenger RNA, 1158 nt
Organism: Rubroshorea leprosula
Lineage: Eukaryota; Viridiplantae; Streptophyta; Magnoliopsida; Malvales; Dipterocarpaceae
Source: the annotation of a GenBank genome assembly
UUUUUUAAUCUGUCAAAUCAGAACCGUAGCCAUGUGCUAUUUAGUCUUUCCACGUGGCCUAAUCUCCACUCUUAUCCAACCAUCUCUCGACACCACAUCCGUACUCUCUCUCUCCCCCCACCCCCUCAGUCCACUUUCUCACGCCGUAGUCCGUCCCGUUCAUGUUCCAGACGGAAUUUACCGGCUCUACCCAAUCUCCAUACGCCUCCUAACCUCCUCCUUCUCGACGCUGUUCGUCGCCGGGGAACUGGGUUCCAGCAAAGAUUUCUACUUUUCAAAGGAAAAACAUCCACAGAGGGAGUGCAGAGAUCGGAUAUUGGUGGUGGUAUUUUAAUUCAUCGUACUCUAGGCUGUCUCUAGACACUGAAACACAGAGGUUUAUGUGUGUGGGAGAGAGAAAAGGAGGAGAAAGUGAGAAGAUGGGUUGGAAUGAGACUGAGGAAGUGGAGAGAUUGAGCAACAUGAUAUGGAUUUGUGAGGGUUUGGGGUUUAGGUGAAACAACCCUAAUUCCUUUUUAUCUUGAUGAUAUCUCUGCGGGUGUAAUGAUUAAUUUGCUUUCUAAGUUUGAGAAAUUGGGAGUUACUUGUAUGGGGAAUAGUAGUACUAUUCAAAGGAUUUAACUUUGUUAGAAUUUCCUUUCCUUUAGAGGUAAUUAUAUAUGGGAUGUGUGAGUGAGGCAUGGAAAAGAGGGACACAAAGAGAAAGAGACUGACAGAAGAGAGUGAGCACACGCAGGCAGUUGUAUGAGACAGCAUACCUUUGCGUGUGUGUGCUCACUUCUCUUCUGCCAGUGUUUCUUCCUCAUAAUCCCCUCUACCUUACCGCCGUAAUACAUUAGCCUCUUUUUUUCUUGUUUGUUUUAAUUCUAGAGUUAUAUGUGUGUGUUUUUCUGCAGUGCAUUAGCUUCCACGUCUUGUUUCUGCUUUUCAACUAUUUCUCAGAUGUCUUGCUUCACACCAUAAUCCGAAUGCCCAUCUUACUGCCUCAUUUCAUAAGCAGAAGAUCGGUUGCUUAAAUGAAAUGACACAUCAAAACAGGCUUUUCCAUCAUUACCAUUCUGUUGUUCUUUCCUAUCAAAACCCAUCCUCUCUCUUUAGGCUUUGUCUUUGAUUCUAUUUUAUGUGGGUUAAGGAUCUUAAUUAAGAGAACAAGAGUAG